GUGAGGGGACAGGAGGGGCCCGGCUGCGGGGCCCCGUCCACACGUGUGUCGAGCAGGAUGUACGGCAGCAUGACCCGGGUGCUGCUGCUGCAAAGGAGCUGAUGGCAGUGAGGGUCAGUCAGGAAGUGCUUUCGGGUGGUCGCCCCCUGGCCGCCUUGGCCGCGAGCCCGGGCUGCGUCGUGGGAAGCAGCCGAGGGGCAGGUGGGGGGUGUUGUUGUGUUGGGCUGGAGGUGUUGUUGCUGCGCUGUGCUGGCAGCGGGGGAGGCCGGCGGGAGGUUGAGACGCCGGCCGCUGCCCGCACAAACGAAGUCAACAGCGAGCGGGAGAUAUAACCGGUAUUAUCCGGGGUUAGCAGGGCUGCAUGAUGAGCAGAGCACAUGCGGCGUGACGUACAGCUGGUAUCAGUCUUUGUGGCACGCAGUGGAGCCACAGGGGCCAGGUGGGGGGGUGCCUGCAUGGGGUUUUCGCAAGCACCUGGCCAGCCUCUGGGCGCUGUCCCUGGUAUAUGGUAUCAGCCAGCCCUAGGACCCAUGACAACGGUGUGCGGAUGUCUGCAGCAGCGCGCGGGUGGUGCUAGUUGCGUGCGUUGUGCUGGAAAGCCCCAAGCACGCGCAACAGGUGGCAACACGGCCUAUCACCAACUCCCCCCCAAGGCCUUCGUGGGGAUUGGGUCCCCACCUAAGCAUAAUUGA
Astrephomene gubernaculifera is the source of this 692-nucleotide messenger RNA. Lineage: Eukaryota; Viridiplantae; Chlorophyta; Chlorophyceae; Chlamydomonadales; Astrephomenaceae. The record is from the annotation of a GenBank genome assembly.